UGCAGCGGUAGCCUGGCGCCGGGGGGCCCCAGCCUCGUGGACGCGCAUCAGCUUCAACCUUCCAGGUUCCGCAACAAUACCGAUAGUUGGUCUAGCUCAUGGUAAUGCGCCGACGACGCAUUUUGCAUACAAGGUAGCUCUAUAAUGUUUGUUGGGAAACCAUGGCCACGGAUACCAACAGCGGCGAGCCAUCCCCGACGGCGAAGGUGCACAGCUCUCUAGAGACGGGACCUUUUGUCUUGCGCCCAUUGCUCGAGCAUGUUCCCCUCUCUGCCGAUGACGCGGAAGACGAGGUCAAGAUCAAUUGCGUGGAAUACCUAGAACGCAACUUAUAUGUCGGUACUUCGGCCUCGGAGCUCCUCCAUUUCUUCCAGAUCCCCCCCGACCCAGCCGAUCCACCCGAUCAGAAUGGAAAGCCCGUCUUUAUCCUCGCCUCGAGGCUACGCCCUGCAUACUCGGAAAGCUCUUCUGUGCCAAAUGGCUCUCGUCCCGGCGUCCAACAAAUCCUGCUUCUGCCCAGUGUCGGCAAGGCAUGCGUCUUGUGCAAUUGGACUGUGACCUUCUACUCCUUGCCCGAGUUGAGCCCUGUGUUCGGGACUACACAAGUGAAGAAUUGCAAUUGGAUUGGGGGGCUAGACUUGAACGAAGGGCCCGCCAACAAUGGGCCUUCCGGUGCCACCAUUCUUCUGUCCCUGAAUAGGAGGAUUCAGGUCGUACGUAUAGGAGAGGAUGCCCGAGUCAUCAAGAAAAUCGACUUUGCUGGGAGCACCCUAUCGGUGCGGAGAGAUUCCAUCGCGUGUGUGGCCGAUUCUAGAAGCUACGCGCUCUUAGAUGUCGAUCGGCAGCUGAAGAUCCCUCUUAUGAGCAUAUCGUCUCUGGAUGACUCGCAGCCAGGUGGACCGCUUGGGCAGGCCCAAAAUAUUGCUGGCGGCCCUGAUGGGGGGCUUCUCAGGAGCGCAUCCUCAGCCGCCCAUGCCCGACGGUCGCCCGCACCCGAUGCCCAUGGCCAUACUAGAAGUACGAGCCUGGGAUCUUUCAUUACCGGUGGCAUUCACAAGCAGGAUAAGAAGGCCAGUGAGCCUGAAGAUCCCGUCUUUCAGGAGUCUGAUCCUCCCGCCCCCUCGAGGAGUCCAGCGUUGGCGGAGGGGGGCCCAUCGAAUCCUGCAGCAGAUUCCGACAAGCCGUUACCUGUGCCUCCCUCCGGUUCCGGUGCCCUCAUGGCUGCACAGGUAGGCGGUGGUGCUUCUGCGGAAAGGACGGCGUCGCCUGCUAGACCUGGACCAGUCUUCCUUAAACCCCACAUCUUAUCUCCCACGCCAGAAGAAUUCCUUCUUGUCACUGGCGUUGGACCCCUAGACCCUGGCAUUGGCAUGUUUGUGAACUUGGAUGGAGACCCUACCAGGCCUACCAUUGAAUUCGACAGGUAUCCACGCGAGAUAGCCGUGGACGGCGGAUCCUCAGAUCUCUCGUCGUCAAAACCGUCACUUGGGGAAGAGGAGGAAGGCUAUGUUCUUGCCUCGAUGGCCAGGAAAUUUGACGAUGGUCUCCAUCAUGGCCUGGAGAUUCAGCGGUUCGACGUCAAUGUCGGAGAAGGCGAGCCCGACAAGUUUUGGCUUGAGAUCAAAACCGGCGCCCCCCGUGAUCUAGACCCCUCUGCUCCGAUUGGUGUCCGCUCUCUGCUUAGCAGCGAUGAGAUGCAGUUCCAAGAGGUGGCAGACAGACUGCGCCAGAAACGAUUCUCGCCCUUCUCGAACGAGGCUCCCGAGACGUCGGCGACGUCAUUGCGGCGUGCCGACUCUCGGACCGACUUAUCCAUAGAGAGAUUGUCCAAGGAACGAGAACUUUUCGAUCAGGCGCUUGAUUCGGACGACGAGCCGCUAGUAGACGAGUGGGAGGCUGUUCGAAACAGGGAAGAGCGGGAAUAUGCUAGUCGACUUGCGAAGACGACGUCGCGCCUAGCUGUUUGGGUUGGGAAUACGAUCUGGUGGGCAAUCAGAAACCCCCUCCUUCUGCAGCUUGAGGUUGGGCUAGAAGCCUACGAUGGAGGAAAUGGGAAUUUCUCGCGCUCCCCGGAGGAGCGAGCCGAGCUGCUCGCAAUCCUUGGCUCUAUCAAGGGGCGGGAUGCUAAAACGGAACUGGAGUUCAUGACUUUCCGAUACAUCAGACAAAGAGCCGGAAUCUUGCUGUUCGCCAGCUUCUUGCAGUCUCAAGAAGCGCCCUUCACAGAAUCCGAGCUAAGAGCCAUGGAGGAGGUCCUUCUAGAGGGGGGUCUCGAUCCGCGGGUUGCAUUGGCUCUCAUUCCGCCUCUGCGCAACGAGAUCGUUGAGAGUCGGAGAGGUAUCUGGAUCUAUGGGGGUGUUAAGAACACCGUCGAGAGCUGCAUCCGAGCCGAUCAGUCGGGAGAAUCCAUCCAGCCUCUGAGCUCGCUGGGCACGGAGGUUCUACAGUUUCUCCGGCGUUUCCUCACGGCCUGGAGGGGAAACAAGGACUUCGGGAGCAUAUCAGACAAGAGCCAGGUAUUCCGAACUGUUGACGCAGCGCUUCUACUGGUGCUCCUCGAACUCGAUCAGAGCUCGCCAAAAGGACUCACUACUAAGUCGGGGUCUGUUCGAUCGAGUCUAUACGAUCUCGUCGACAGCGGAGUAGACUGCUUCGACCGAGCAGUAGACCUCCUCGAAACCUACCACCGCCUCUAUGUGCUCAGUCGACUGUACCUGAGCCGCAAGCUGUCAGCCGAUGUUCUUGGGACUUGGAGGCGGAUUAUCGAAGGCGAACGGGACGACGGAGGCGAGCUUCAGGACGGCGAGCAGCGUCUCCGAAGGCAUCUCUCCGAAGUCAGCAACCAGGCUCUUGUACAGGAGUACGGAGUGUGGCUUGCGGCUCGCAACCCACAACUCGGCGUCCAGGUGUUUGCGGACGACAAGGGGCGGGCUCCGAAGUUUGAACCAGCCCAGAUCAUCGCCCUUCUUCGGGACCAGGCCCCCGACGCGGUGAAAUAUUAUCUGGAGUAUUUGGUCUUCAGCAAAGGCGAUACCGCAAACAUCAACGAGCUCAUAACAUACUACCUGGACGUUGUCAUCGAUGACCUGCAGUCAUCAGAAACUGCGCGGGAAACCGUGGCCGCUUCGUACCAGGCGUACCGAGCGCUGCGGCCUCCCAAGCCGACAUACCGGCAGUUCCUCGCCGACAACGCCCCGCCCGAUAACGAAGUCUGGCAGAGUCGGCUGCGGCUCCUGCAGCUCCUCAGCGGGCCGCACGAGUACGACUCCAAAGCCAUCCGCAGCCGGAUCACGACCGCCUUCCCGGGCGACUCGGACGACCACGCGGAGAGCCAGCUUCUCGUCCCCGAGGCCAUCAUCCUGGACGGGCGCGAGCGGCAGCACGAGGACGCGCUCCGCCUCCUGGUGCACCGGCUGGGAGACUACGACACGGCGGUGUCGUACUGCCUCCGCGGGGGCAGCAGCAUCUACACGGCGGCGGGUCCCGGGCAGGGGCGGCGCGAGAGCACGCCGGGCCGGGAGACGCAGACGCAGCUCUUCGCGGCGCUCCUGAGGGAGUUCCUGGCGCUCGAGGACGUCAGUGACCGGGUGGAGCAGACGGGGGCGCUGCUGCAGCGGUUCGGCGGCUGGUUCGACGUGGCCGAGGUGCUGGGCCUGAUCCCGGACGGCUGGUCGGUGGAUGUGGCGGCCGGGUUCCUUGCGGCGGCCCUGAGGCGGCUGAUGAGGGAGAGACACGAGAGCAUGCUCGCGAGGUCGCUGAGCUCGGCGGAGAACCUGAGGGUCAACUACGACCGCGUCGUCAAGGUGGACGAGAAGGGGCCCGUCGUGGAUGCGGGGAGCUGAGGGGGGGUGUAUACAUCCAAAGCUCAAUUGCUGUUGGUUAGAUGAUAGUAACUGAUUGGUCAGCUACUCUGAACAGAAGUGUCGGGUGCUCCUCAUUUAAGUACCUACUGUACAAUACAUUGAUACUACACGUCCGUGACGGCCAUGCUUGCGACCUCCUGGGAUCAGAACACCUAGAACAGGAAACCGCAGCCGUAACUAAGUUGUUCUUGCGAACCGAAAGCCUACAGUGGCUGAUUUACUUG
Messenger RNA from Phialemonium atrogriseum, 4087 nucleotides. RefSeq lists its product as uncharacterized. The coding region runs from base 162 to 3842 and encodes 1226 amino acids. The transcript has 3 exons. Gene Ontology annotation, biological process: autophagy; vesicle-mediated transport; endosomal vesicle fusion. The record is from RefSeq and is a predicted model, not a curated record. Lineage: Eukaryota; Fungi; Ascomycota; Sordariomycetes; Cephalothecales; Cephalothecaceae. Gene Ontology annotation, cellular component: fungal-type vacuole membrane; cytoplasm.